ACAUAUAUCAAUCAACGGUUUAUAUAAAUAAUCACAAAGGUUUUGUCUAGUUCACUGGAACUUUUUGACCCAUAUGGCUCGAUCAUCAGUACAUGUUUCAUAUGCAACAGUACCAAUGGUUAUUGUCAUGACGGUUUUAUGUUUGUUUCUAGCAAAUAAUGUGACCCAUGCCCGAAUGCCAGCCAGUUACUAUGUUGGAGGCGUGUAUGGUUGGGACCCGAUUAUUCCAAUGGACACUUGGGCACGAGGCAAAAUCUUCUACGCUGGUGAUAUUCUCGAAUUUAAAUACGAUUAUCAGACAAGCAAUGUGAUGGUGGUAAAUCGUACUGGCUAUGAAACGUGUAUAGCAAACGAGGGUGCGAAAGAGUACACAUCCGGCGACGAUAGGAUCAGCCUUCCAUAUGGUCUUAGCUACUACAUCGGGACAUAUGAUGCUUCUGAUUGCUCAGCUGGCUUAAAGAUGGCCAUAAGAGCAAUUAGUUGAAAUAAGUAAUUAGUU
Brassica oleracea var. oleracea is the source of this 499-nucleotide messenger RNA. Its product is annotated as basic blue protein. The transcript has 2 exons. Gene Ontology annotation, molecular function: electron transfer activity. Lineage: Eukaryota; Viridiplantae; Streptophyta; Magnoliopsida; Brassicales; Brassicaceae. The record is from RefSeq and is a predicted model, not a curated record. Bases 74 to 484 code for a protein of 136 amino acids. Gene Ontology annotation, cellular component: plasma membrane.